UUCGUAAAAAAAAUUAUUUGAGCGCUUUUGUUUAUAAAUUUUUUCAUGUGGUUAAUACGAAUAGAAAAUUUUAGCUAAAUUUUUAUCUUGAAUUAUGGGUAUCGACGAAGAUGAUGAUGAUGAAUUCUUACCCAAUAUGCUUUCAGAUGAAUCUUGUGAUAUGGAUUUAUCUGAAAAUGAUGAUGACGAUAGUGUUGAACAAGAAAAUUCGGCCAUUAACAAUAAGAAAGUCAAUCGUAAAAAGACUGAAAAGAAGAAAUAUUGUCUUUGUCGAAGUUCUCGUUCGGAUAAAUUCAUGAUAAUGUGUGAUAAAUGUAAUGAAUGGUUCCAUGGAGAAUGUGUUAAGAUCACUCAAUCCGAAGCGAAAAAAAUGAAAGAAUAUUUUUGUUUAAUGUGUCGUUCACAAGCGGUAAAUGCCGAAACAAAUCGUACGUCUAAAAUUGAUGUUCCAUUUGAUAAUGCUGUAAAACAUCGUUUGCAAGAUGAUUAUUCACCUGAUGAUUUCGAGGAUGAUGAUGAUGCAGACUUUCGUUUGUUAAACGAGAAAAAAACUCAUAAAAGAAAAUAUCGGAAAAACGUAUUGAAAGAAAAACCGAAAAAAUCCGAUCAAAAGACAACAAAAAGAGGUCGCAAAAAAGGUCAAAGUACCAAAGGAAAAGGGAAUCGUGGUCGCAAGAAAAGUGUUGUAAAAAAAUCUCAACAUCGACAUAACCGAUCAAAAGUACAUUCAGAUGAAAGUGGUGAUGAAAGUAAAUCAAUUUCACCCCGUCAAUGUUAUGGUCCUGGUUGUAUUUAUGCUGCUCGUAAAGGUUCUAAAUAUUGUAGCGAUCAAUGUGGUAUCAAUCUAGCUGAUAAACGUAUAAUGCUUAUUCUACCUCAACGAAUUAAAGAAUGGCAAUCGGUACCGACAGCUGCAGAUGAACGUUCUAAACGUGAACUCGAAGAAAUUGAAUGUGAAAUAAUUAAAACUCAGGAAAAAAUGAAAGAAAUCCAACAGAAAAGAAUGGAAUUAGAGGAACUACUUUUUCGUGGUAAAAAUUGUGUCCCAUAUACCGAAGAAGAAGAAGCGGCUAUACUUGAAAACGACAAUGAUACGGGUAAUGAUACGAUUGGUUGUGUUACCUGUGCACAAGAAGUAUCCGUCAAAAUGGCAUUAAAACAUAUGGAACGAUGUUUCAAUAAAGUCGAAAGUCAAGCCUCGUUUGGUUCGAAUAGAAGUACAAAUAAUAUUUUAUUUUGUGAAACUUAUAAUCCUAGCAAUAAAACUUAUUGUAAAAGACUUCGUGUGAUUUGUCCGGAACAUACGAAAGAACCAAGAAUUCCUGAUGAUGAACUUUGUGGAUGUCCAUUGCGAUCUGAAGAUAAUCCGUUUGACGAUGAACCAAAUAAUUUUUGUCGUUUAUUACGCAAAAAAUGUAAUCUUCAUUAUGGAUGGGAAAAAGUUCGUCAAGCUGUACUAGAUCUAGAAACAUUGGAACAAAUGUAUAAAAAUGAUGAAUUAAUUAAAAAACAAAAUAAGGUUCGACAAGCGAUGAAUAAUCGUGGUGGUCUUGUUCAUUUAUUAUUACAUCAAACCAAAUACGAAUCGGUCCAAAAUCAUCAUGAUGAAACAAUCAAUGAUAAUAUUAAAAUUGUCGAUUGAUUUGAAUCAUAAAUUCAUUUUGUAAAUAAAUUUCCUAUACAUCAUUCAUUUUUUAUGUUUU
Molecule: messenger RNA, 1703 nt
Organism: Dermatophagoides pteronyssinus (European house dust mite)
Lineage: Eukaryota; Metazoa; Arthropoda; Arachnida; Sarcoptiformes; Pyroglyphidae
Product: CXXC-type zinc finger protein 1-like
Biological process (GO): positive regulation of DNA-templated transcription
Cellular component (GO): Set1C/COMPASS complex
Source: RefSeq, a predicted model, not a curated record